Molecule: messenger RNA, 713 nt
Organism: Phacochoerus africanus (Common warthog)
Lineage: Eukaryota; Metazoa; Chordata; Mammalia; Artiodactyla; Suidae
Gene: PTH
Product: parathyroid hormone
Exons: 3
Coding region: 113-460 (115 amino acids)
Biological process (GO): cell-cell signaling; intracellular calcium ion homeostasis
Cellular component (GO): extracellular region
Molecular function (GO): parathyroid hormone receptor binding; hormone activity
Source: RefSeq, a predicted model, not a curated record
AGGAAUAAGCACCACCCAGUGGGUGUGUGUAUGCUACUCUGAUCCUAUAGUUAAAAUUCAGAGAAUUGGAAGUGACGUCAUCUGUAACAAGAAAAAAGCUUCUCUUGUGAAGAUGAUGUCUGCAAAAGACACAGUUAAAGUAAUGGUUGUCAUGCUUGCAAUUUGUUUUCUUGCAAGAUCAGAUGGGAAGCCUAUUAAGAAGAGAUCUGUGAGUGAAAUACAGCUUAUGCAUAACCUGGGCAAACACCUGAGCUCUCUGGAGAGAGUGGAAUGGCUGCGAAAGAAGCUGCAGGAUGUGCACAACUUUGUUGCCCUCGGAGCUUCUAUAGUUCACAGAGAUGGUGGUUCCCAGAGACCCCGAAAAAAGGAAGACAAUGUCCUGGUUGAGAGCCAUCAAAAAAGUCUCGGAGAAGCAGAUAAAGCUGCUGUGGAUGUAUUAAUUAAAGCUAAACCCCAGUGAAAACACAUAUGAUCAGAGAGCACUGCUCUAGACAGCAUAAGGCAAACAAUAUUUCAUGCUGCUAAUGUUUUCAAUCUCUAUUAAGAUUAAGUGCCAAUAUUUCUAAUAUUACCAAACUUGAUGGGUAAUCAUUGCUAGCCAUGAUUGCUGCAAUUUUAAUUGAUCAUUUUGAUUCUACUUUUACUCAUUUAAGUGUUCCUUUAACAAUUCUAUUUCUAUUGAUUCUAAAUAAAUGAAGUAUUUCUUCCUUGUU